Menidia menidia (Atlantic silverside) is the source of this 3922-nucleotide messenger RNA. The record is from the annotation of a GenBank genome assembly. NCBI's taxonomy places the organism in Eukaryota, Metazoa, Chordata, Actinopteri, Atheriniformes, Atherinopsidae.
ACAAAACCCUGAGCGAACUUUCAACUGGUUCUUUGAAGCGACAUGUCCUGUGGCCAGAGACAAAGAUCCUGGAGUGAUGUUUCAGUUUCCAGAGGACUUUAAUGAUGAGGAGUCCCGUCAAACACUGCCCAAGUUCUGCUUCCCGUAUGACAUUCACAGGCUGAGGGAUGGAGUCCCCGUUCAGCACUUUACUUUUGUACUGACCGACCUAGAGGGAUGCCAGCGCUUCGGCUUCUGCCGUCUCAACAGCGGCACAAACACCUGCCUUUGCAUCCUCAGUUAUCUACCGUGGUUCGAAGUCUUUUACAAGCUUCUCAACAACCUGGCUGAUUACCUCUCCAAAGGACAGGCCAAUGAAAUGAAAGCACUGCUCGCUGUACUCUACAAACAGACCAUGCCCCUGGCAGCUGGAUCGGUCACUCUCCAGAUGGGAGGGCAGCUGUUGGUCAGUGCACAGGUGUCCCAACCUGCUGGACACCCGGGGGGACAAGAGGGGGUUCCAUAUUUCAUGGCUCCAGAUCCCAGAAGUCUCCCUUCCAUCCCGGAAAAUAGGAACUUGACUGAGCUGAUUGUGGCGGUAGAUGUUGGAAACCUUCUUCAGCUCUAUGCCAGCAUGCUGUUCGAGAGACGCAUCCUCAUCUUUGCAAGCAAACUGAGCACUCUGACAUCAUGCGUGCAUGCGCUGAGUGCUGUGUUGUACCCAAUGCACUGGCAACACAUCUUCAUACCCGUUCUGCCACCACACUUACUGGAUUACUGCUGUGCACCCAUGCCUUAUCUGAUCGGGGUCCACACUAGCCUAUCUGAGAGGGUGAGGAGCCGUGGGCUUGAGGAGGUUGUAAUUCUGAAUGUGGAUACAAACACUCUGGAAACCCCCUUCGAUGACCUGAAGCGGAUACCUUCAGACGUGAUGUCGGGGCUGAAGGUGUGUUUGAAGCGCCAGGCAGUGUCGCCUGGCUGCGGCGUCUCUCGGGCCUUCCUGAAAGCUCAGGCUCUGCUGUUCGGAGGCUACAGGGAUGCGCUGCAGGGCCACCAGGAUGGUGAAAUAUAUUUCUGCGAAGAGCUGUUUUUAGAUCACAAGUCUCCCUCUGUGAAGAAGUUCUUACAGAGUGCAAUCCAUUUGCAGUUCUUCAAACAGUUUAUUGAUAGCCGACUGGAUAUUCUGAAUAAAGGGAAGGAACCAGAUGACCUCUUUGAGGAAGAAAUAACUUCGGCAGAAACAGCAGGAAAAGGCAAAUCGUACCAACAGUUAGUUGGUAAUUUAAAGAAAGGGGGUGGGGCUCUGAUCCAUAAUAUGAAGACCAAAGCGAACAUGAAGGCCAAAGGACUGAACAAAUCCGGCUUCAAAAACUUUCUGACCAACAAGAAUGCAGACCACGGUCCUCACAGAGGUGGAUCAGUAUCGCAUCGUCGAGUCAAAUCCGACAGUUUGCAGAACCGCCUUCCCAUCACGCAACAUUUUGGGAUGUCACGACCUCGUCGACCUGUUAAGAAACUCGGAGACCACGAAUACACAAACGACUCUGAAGAUCCAUGGGACAGGGCUGUGUCUGGGCACGCUGCCGAGCCGAACCCUGAGCUCCAGAAGGACGGAGACGAGGAGGACGAUUCGCCGCUGUGUGACCAGGAGGAAAUGGACCUUCUUGGGGAGAUCUUUGACACGCUCAGCUCUCGUAGCUCCCACGAACGGGGACUGCUGUAUGGCACUCGGAGCCUGGACCUUUUUGGACCAGACAGCCAUGACUAUUUCACCAAGUAUGCUCCAGGCAACCCCAGCCAGGAGAGUCUGCUCCUGUCCAUCAGCGGCAGCGGCAGCCUGCACAGCUGGAACGUGGACACCACAGAGGAGCUGUCAGACCUGACCGAGGACUCCGAUUGGACGGGUCUGCACGCUAAUCUGCAAGAGGAGGAGGGGACACACGGUCUGCAAGUAACAUCUGAUGUGGAGGAGCCAAAACUGGGACAGUCGGCCGACAGAGAGAGACAGAGAGAAGUGAAUGUGGCAAUAAAUGGAAGACAGGAAGCAGAGGAAACGGGCGACAGAUGCAACUUUAAAGAAGUACCGUUUGAAGAGGACAGAGAGACGGAAGAUCUGGAAAAGGAAGUUAAUUUAGGGGGGGAACCUGUGAAUGAAAUGGAUGAGGGGAGAGAGGAGACAGGGUUGAAAGAAAACCAAGAUGAAGAAAGUCAGGACGAGGAGCCGACUGCAGGACGAGAGAUACAGACAACAGAAGAUAUGCAAGAAAGUGCGACAAGAGAGGAGGUAAUAUUGGCCAAAGAGGAGAAAAGUAAAGGAGUGACAGAAUCUUUAAACAAAUUUAGAAAACCAGAUCCCCACCACAUCAAUUCUGAAGUGAAGCAGCUAAAUAUAGGAGAAAUCAGAGUCAGUCCUGGGCCUGAAAGUCCUACUGAUGACCUUCAACCUCAAGCGGACCAAGAGAAAAACUGUGAAAGAGCAGCAGAGCAAGAUGAGCAACAGGUACAACCGAGCUCCUCCUCUCCUCCCAGAGUGAAAUCUCCUCUGGCACGCCUCCAGUGUCAGGCCUCCAGCCAAAGCUUCCAGGUGAGAAGUGCCUCCAAAGCUUCGGCUGAGCUAACAUUUCGAAGCAGGGAGAACAAUCAGACACGCUCGUCAUGUGACUCGGAAACAGAUAAAAACCCAGAAGCGCCCGAUGAGGAGGACAGGCCCCCUGUAAAAGUCUCCGAACUGAAGAAAAGAUUUGAAGUUUAAACAAAUGGUAGAGACUGGCCCAUGGGUCUCAGGGUCUUCAUCAUCUUCAUAAUUCCUUAACUUAAAACGCAUUCAGACAAAUAUUACAUUUAUUUAAAUUUGUUUUUAUUUCCUUAAUUUUCUACUCUGCAGUUCAUUUGUCAUCAUUCAGAUAUUUUCCCCGGCAGGUAGGAACGCGUGGGCGAUACACUGUCCACCAAUUACUUUCCGCACAAACUGACACAUUCUGACCGAUACUUUUUUUUUCUGUUGCACUUUUGUCAGAAACUGAACAAAUAACUUGAAUAAACUUUGUUUCGCAAACAGACCUUCUUCCUGCCUCAACUUCAAGUCUUAAAAGAAAGAGUGCAGCGGCACUUUGUUCGCACAUUGUUUUAUUCGCAGCAGGCUAUGUGUACCAUAUAGACAUGCUUAUGUUGUUUUUUUUUUAUAUAUACAUAGCUGAGCCUCUCAGAAAUUCACAAUAAAAAUGAAGUGCCCCAUGAACUUCCUUCAUAGUUGACGAAAAGGUGUAAAAUACAUUGGAUAGGUUAAAUAACAAAACACAACAAAAAUAGAUACGCUAACGUUUGUACAAAUACAAAAAUACUUUCAAGUUCAUGUUUCCCGUGACAGAAAAAAAAAAAGGAGUGUCCUGUACAGGUAAAACAUCAGUGGUUGAAUUAAUCAUAUUUCCCAUCAGUUUUUUCUCACUCGAUAUCUACAGAAAGUCACCUCAGAAACAUGGUUUUGUAGAAUCUAAAUUUCCUGUGGCAGAAAUUAAACAUGUGAUCCCCGUGAAGCGUAACGGGCGUUUUAACCAGUCCGCAGGUUCGCCCGGCAGCCGCUCAUAUGAGGCGCUCUUCUUUGGGCAGCGGUAGCGGCAGGCCGGGCUUUUCCGAUCCGGCCGUUUUCUGCCGUGUCUCCUCCGAACUGGGCCUGUACGUUCCUUCCAUCCUCCUCUUCUUCCGGAUGACGCAUAGCAUCAGCAACACGGCCAAGGUGAGCAGGGAGAGUCCGGUGUAGAAAACUGCACACACCGCAGGUGGAUUCAAUGCCUGAAUCACCAUGGUAACAGGCAGCUGCGAGAGACAAUCAGUCAAGCCAGUGCUCUUACAUUUGGAUCAACACAGCAUCAGUCUCACAAAUAGUGGAGUGUCUGUCCGCUGGGUGGAAAUGGAGCAGGUCACGUGUUCUCCGCGCGCCAAUCAA